AUCUGACGUUUAUGCCACAUGUGGCCUGAUUUCAAAACUAUGCGGUCCCAGUGAAGCAGUUCAAUUUGUUUUGUUUUGUUAUAAAAGAACUGGAGUUUUAUUAAAAAUGCCUUACGCACGUAAGAAGAUGCACGAUGGGGACACCCACUUGCGGCGGCGAUGGAGACUCCGUAAUCGGAAAAAGGAUUUAGAUGAAAUUGAUACCGAUCUCAAGAAGAACUCUGAGCAACUGCUGAAUCAGGAAGUGGAUCUGGAUAAGCCAGGGUUCGCACAGUUUUACUGCAUUCACUGUGCCACUUAUUACAUCAACGAUCGCGCCCUGCAAGAUCAUUUUCGGACCAAGGUUCACAAGCGGCGUCUCAAGGCUCUGGAAGUGGAACCGUACACGCUGGAGGAUUCUUUGCGAGCCGCCGGUCAAGGGAGUUUCAUUCAACCGUCGAAGCGCAAAAUUGAGACGCAACCGUCUAGAAAAGAACAAGCUGAUGGUAAACGAAUAAAGGUAGACGAAGUAAUCGAAACGGAAAAACCGCCCAAGCAAAACCUGUCAAAGACCCCAAAAUAUGAAGGACAGUUUGGAAAUAUUAUGAAAAAUUUAAUAUCUCCCAGUUCCUAGUUAGAGAGUGGCUAAAAUUAAUGAUAGGUUCUGUAUAUUACAAAACAACUGCAAAUAUAAUAGAAGUAAUCGUGUUUGAUAUAA
Messenger RNA from Wyeomyia smithii (pitcher-plant mosquito), 697 nucleotides. RefSeq names its product zinc finger protein 593 homolog. The transcript has a single exon. NCBI's taxonomy places the organism in Eukaryota, Metazoa, Arthropoda, Insecta, Diptera, Culicidae. Gene Ontology annotation, molecular function: nucleic acid binding; zinc ion binding. The coding region runs from base 107 to 613 and encodes 168 amino acids. The record is from RefSeq and is a predicted model, not a curated record.